Molecule: messenger RNA, 1545 nt
Organism: Chinchilla lanigera (long-tailed chinchilla)
Lineage: Eukaryota; Metazoa; Chordata; Mammalia; Rodentia; Chinchillidae
Gene: Raet1e
Product: retinoic acid early transcript 1E
Biological process (GO): antigen processing and presentation of endogenous peptide antigen via MHC class I via ER pathway, TAP-independent; antigen processing and presentation of endogenous peptide antigen via MHC class Ib; immune response
Cellular component (GO): external side of plasma membrane
Source: RefSeq, a predicted model, not a curated record
UGAAUAGAACCAUCAAUGACACAGUUUCCAAGAUGGCUCUGGAGUCUGGCUAAAACUGGACUGGUUUGCUGUGAGCAGUUUCCAUAUGCAGAGGAGGGUAUAUAUGCACACGCCCAGCUGCUUCUUGGCUAUUUCUGUGCAGAUCUGCUCAGCAGAAUUCUCCAGAAUAUUUCACUGCCUGUGUUCAUUUGCUGCUACUGCUGCUGGUAGAAGCCAGGAAGGAUGCCUAGCUUGGCAGAAGUCACUAAAAGUACUUGUGAGAUGAAUUCUCCUGGAGCAGUCCAGGUAACGUCAGAGUAUCUAAGUACCUCAGACACAUGGAGGUGGCACAAAGUGAAGGGUCCAAAAGACUGAGGGAGUCUGGAAAAGGGUUUCUUCUUUCUACUAGCCUGGCCCUUUCAGGGUCACAACAAUGUAGGUCUUCAUGGCUCUCCCCUCCCUGCCCUGGACCUGACUUUCAUGUUUCUUGCACAGAUGCUAACUCUGUCUGCCUCCACUUCACUGUUAAAUCUCUUUUUAAACCUUCACAGCCCUGGUGUGAAGUGCAGAGCUCAAUAAAUAAGACUUUUUUCCUUCAGUAUGGUGACAGUAACAAGGUAAAACCUUUGAGUCUUCUGAGAGUGAAGGUAAAUAGCCCCAAAGCAUGGACAGAAUUGCAUCAAACAGUAGGAGAAACAGGGCAAAACCUCAGGAUGAUCUUGCUUGACAUCAAACUUGAGAAAAACAAGAUCAGGGUAACUAUGAGGCAGGGUGGGGAGACAGUGACAGUCAGGGAGAGGAAGGGGCAGAGCCCAUGUAGACAGGGGGCCCUGAUAUAUUUGUGUAAAAGAGCUGAACAUUGGCCCAAUUUUCCUAAAUAUGCAGAGAAACUUAUGAGAGGAGAUGUAUUUGUCAAGUGUGGAGGGCGAUGGUUUUGUGUGUGGGUUGCAGGUCAUGUCACUUUACAGGUCCAGAUUUUUUGUCAGCAUGAAGAGCAAUCUAUUGCUGCAUCCUUGCAGUUCAGCAUUAAUGGGCAGUUUGAUGUGAGGAAUAUGAACUAUGUGAUUAAUCCUGGAGCCAGAGAGAUCAAGGAGGAGUGGGAGAAUGACCAGGAACUCAUAAAGUAUUUCAGGAAGAUCCCAUAGGAGACGGCAAUCGCUCACUGAAAGACUCCUUACAGCCCUGGAGGAAGACAUGCCAGUGUGAUGACUUUCCUCUGCAGAUGUCAGCAUGUGUGUGUGAUGGAAAAUGUGGUGGGCUGAGUGAUUUCUUCAUGUUACUCCUGGCUGGAGAGUCCAUGAUAGCCACAGGAUUCUUCACCAACUUCUCUCUGCCAUCUAACCUCCCAGUGCUUCUCCUCAGCAAAGAAGCUCCUUUCACCAUUCUCCAAUGAUCCAGUCACUAAUGGCCUCUCACUGGUCCUCAAGACUACCCGCAUCACUGUGAACUUCUAGGCCUUCUCUUCCUCUGUUAUAGUUGCCCCUCAAUCAGCACUUCUUAUGAAGUUGUGAAGUACCGAACUUGAAGAAAUUGUUUUUUAUUGAACAGAAUGGAAUAAAAGCCUAA